This is a messenger RNA of Phytophthora infestans T30-4, 3210 nucleotides long. RefSeq lists its product as uncharacterized. The coding region runs from base 1 to 3210 and encodes 1069 amino acids. The transcript is spliced from 7 exons. NCBI's taxonomy places the organism in Eukaryota, Oomycota, Peronosporomycetes, Peronosporales, Peronosporaceae. The record is from RefSeq and is a predicted model, not a curated record.
AUGAUGGCGAGUACUGGCGACCUAAUCUACGAUGUUACACUACCACCACACGACAAAGAAUCUCGCACGAUCCGGGAGCUGCGCCGUCGAAAUGCGGUUUUUAUGGUCGUGGAGCCACUUGAUGAGGUUUCCUGCUUGGCGAUUCUUGAGAUGUACGAACAAAGAUUUUCUCGUGAAUUGGACUCUGAAGUGAAGCAGCUAAUCGUCAGCGCUCGCGGAAGCUCGAACCCACUUUACGUGAGACUCUUGCUUAAUGGUCUUGAACUUUUUGAUCUGACCGAAAAUGAUCAACGCCAACAAUGGCUAAAACAGGCCUGCGAAAGCAACCAACUCAAUGGCGUGUACGAGCUUCUAAUGAAACAGUGGAAUGUCAUACUACUGAAAGAUAUGUUUGCCGAACUCCACGAGCACACUGCAAUGCUGAAGACUGCUACGUUGAACCCUUUAAACGAUGGGGGGGACCUUGGAAGUCUUCGGAUUAAGAUUGAGCAGCGUGCACUUCUGAUCCGCCAUACGCUCUCGCUUCUAGCUGUGUGCCGCUAUGGGCUAUCCGAGACUGAUUUCGCACGGCUAUUUGGUGAUGGGGUCCCACAACGUGUUUGUCAGCAGCUCUUGGCCCUCCUCAAGCCUCAUUUGAUGACAAUAUACAGGCACGACUGUAAGGGAGCUGUUCAAUUGUUAGUCUCAAGUGCUACUGCAAAAAGUUACGGCAACCAAGAAAGUGGAGGUGAAACAGUUGUGCUGUAUGAUCUCAGCCACAACCAACUGCGGCUCCUUACGCGCUAUGGAUUUUUAGGCGACGAACAGCUGCGCAACUGUUAUUACCGCGAGCUCGCCGUAUACUUUGAAGCCAUGGAAGCAUGCCAGCGCCGUGUCGACGAACUACCCGUGCAACUGGAACGCUGUUCCAUGUGGGGCGUGCUACAGAACGCGCUUGUGAAUAUGAAUAUGUUCCAGUUGUGGUGGAGCGAGAGGAAUCGGCAAGAGUUUUUCUUCUACUGGAUGGUACUGUCCUCGAACUGCUCCUUGCACGACCCGGUGGAUGAUUUUGUCCGCUCCCUAGAUGAAUACAUUGCCCAGGAAGCGCCUAGCCCAGAGCAAUUGCUGUCCAUUUUCCUCACCAUCACGGAGUUUUUGCGAGCGUGGCAGAAAGUUAAUGAGUCUCGUGGCGCUCACCUCGAGCUUAGUCGGCCCAAACCCCCUCAACUUCAAGAAUUUCUGAAUAGUCUUGGUAACUUCUCGACCUCAAGUUUAUCCGAGAGCGAGGCGGAUCGAGUUCAAAAAGAAAUUGAUGCUCUCGUAUUCCACCAAGACGACGGCUACUACGUUCGGCGGUGGCUUUGGACUCAAUUUCCGCUGAUCGGUACUGCGUUUGAGAGCAGAGUUUUUCGCAGUGCUGCAUCCAGUCGAAACUCUACACGUCAAAACACUGUAGGCCGUGUUCUGCCAGAAAGUUUGGGAAACCCAAACAAAUCUCUGGUUUCAGCAAAGCGCCGACCCCCGCACAAAGUCGCUCCUUCCUCUGGACCUGAAGGUCUUGCGGGUAGUGAAAUGGGAGCGUUGGAAUUCCUAUCAGCGGAAAACAGCGAGGGCUCUUUGGGCUCUAGUCAACUGUUGGAGCUUCGGAUGAAGUACGACAGGGUGAAGUUUGUUGCUCGAGAGAAGAACGAAGCGCUUAAAGGGCUUGAAUCGCGUUUGAUGGACGCCAAAGCCGAGGUUAGCGCAGCGGGCCAUAACGCCACGCAGACUGAUGACUUACUGGAGAGUAUUCGUACCGCCAAUGAUGAAGCUACUCUUGGCCGCCAACGCAGUGACUACUACAAACUAAUUCUGCGUCACUGCGAACUAUAUCCAGGCCGCGAUCCGAACACAAUCGAAACUGCAGAGGUAUUUGUAGCAAAAAUGAAGCGUGAAAUCGUGGAGGUGCAGCAAAAGACACAAGUUGUGUCAUACGAAAAGCGACUUGCCAAUCUCGAUGUGCCGAAACUGGUGCAGGUAACACAGGACAAUACUUCGAUUCACCAGGAGGCGCUUUCGCGGCUAAGGUGGCGCCAAGAGCUUGAUCGUCGCUUGUACUAUGCUAGUCUUUCGGCGAAAGAAGGUGGGCGGAAGGCCAGUAGCGUAUCUCGUGCCAGCAUCAGCUUCCCAACAGAAGGCGACGCUGAAGAAUCAACACCCGUUGAUCCCAAUUUCUUUCGCGCCAAGGACAAGCUGAUCCAUAUGAAGGAGAUAUCGCUGGCUCGUCAGAAGCACGUUGAGAAUUUGCAACUAUACGUGGGUAGUGCCUACAAGGAUGAUGGUAUACUGGGCGCUCUCCGUCAAGUAGGCAUCAACAAACCAGAAGAGGCCUUGGUUUACUGGCAAAACCAACUUGAUCACUCAGUUCAGCUUGAAGAAGAGGAGAAGCAGGCAGAGCAGCGCGUGCUCGAGCAUCGCGUGAAACUUGAAGCUCUCCAAGCACAAUUUGUGAACCUCAAACUCAGCGGCAGCUCCAGUGGAAGUGGCUCACUGGAGGAUGAUGCCGCCAAUUCAAACGGGGACGACGAAGCUGCAGCUUCCAAGACAAGUGUCAAUGUGAAGAUAUUAGAGAAGCAGCUGGCCGAGGCGAACGCAGUCAAGCAAAAGAAGAAGGAGCGUGCCGCACGGUUACGGUCAUUACAGGAAAAACUGCAUCUGGGACUCUUGCACAUCGCUGAACUAUUGGGUGUGACCUCGAUCCAGCAGCUCAGCGCGUUGGAACUGGUAGACGCAAUUGAAAAAGUGGUGCGAGUUGUUGCCGGAGAUGAAGCUCACCUGCAGGCAGCACCGAACCCAAGCUUCCGUCACAAGAAUAGCACUCGAAUGGUGACUAUCGCAGGACAGUCGGGAGAUUCAGCGGGGCUCCCAUCGGACACGCGUAAGCUUAGUGAUGACGACAAGGUGCGCUACAACAUCCGUAUAUCGCGCACCGAAAAGCGCCAAAUGAAUCCGUACGUGGACACCGAUUUUGACGACGACGACCACGAGGUCAACUACGACGAGGAAGACGAAAGGGAUGAUGCUGGCAACAACACAGGCGAUAGUGAUCAGGAAGGAUCGGCGCCCGAAAGACAAUCCACUCCUAAUCGACGCGAUUCCAACGUUGUGAAAAAGCGCCAGGAUAUUAAGAAUCGCUCCAAGCUCGAGUUGGAAAGGAAGAAAGCUGCACAAAAAAAGAAAACCAACGAUUAA